GCUCGUUCAUGUGUUUGUGUUCGUCAUUCCUACGCGUCUGGUGUAUUUCUGUGAGAGGAGAGCAGCGCGUUCCCGCAUCUGAGCAUCACAGUCAUCAUGUCUUACGGAAUGAUUGACAGCUGUCACUCACAGCCGAGAGAUUUCAACAAUCUCACUCAAACAUGCAGCUCAAACAUCCAGAAAAUCACACAAAACACUGGCCAAAUCAAGAGCAUGCUGUUCCAACUGGGUACCAGACCGGACACACCGGAGCUCCAGGACAGACUCCAGCAAAUGCAGCACUACACAAACCAGCUAGCGAAAGAGACCAACAGACACCUGAAGGAGCUAGGCUCUCAGCCACAGCCCCGGUCCCCUUCAGAACAGCGCCAGCAGCGGAUCCAGAAGGACCGUCUGAUGAACGACUUCUCCGCCGCGCUCAACAACUUCCAGGUGGUUCAGCGUCGAGCCGCGGAGAGGGAGCGCGAGUCCGUGGCCCGGGCGCGGGCCGGAUCCAGACUGCAGGUUGAUGAGCUCAAUCAAGACGAACAGCUUGUGACAUUUGAAAAAAAUGAAGGGUGGCGAAUGCAGAUAGAUGAGGAGCCUGUCACUGAAGAGGACCUGGAGCUUAUUAAAGAGAGAGAGACCAAUAUCCGUCAGCUGGAGUCAGACAUCAUGGAUGUGAAUCAGAUCUUCAAGGAUCUCGCAGUCAUGAUCCAUGACCAAGGUGACAUGAUAGAUAGCAUUGAAGCUAACGUGGAGAGUGCAGAGGUGCAUGUGGAGCGAGGGGCCGAGCAGAUCCAGCACGCCGCUUACUAUCAGAGAAAAUCCCGCAAGAGGAUGUGUAUUCUGGCUCUUGUCAUGUCGCUAGUGGCAACAAUCUUUGCUAUAAUCAUUUGGCAAGCAAUCAGAUAAGAUGAGAGCUAAAGCUGACAGAAGUACUGGAUCCUGCUCCGGUGUUGAUGAGAGUGUGUGUGUAUCUGUGUGUGUGAUACACUGAUAGUAAGAGAAUAGUUUCUAUAUCAUAUAUUUGUCUGUGAAUUAUCUGGAGCAAAUACAGUACAGCAUUAACACAAGAAUUCAGUUUGCAUGAAUGUAAUUCCUUUUACAACUUGUAUUUUGUUGCAGGUCUUGGUAAAUUUUUCUCUGAAAUUAUGCAAAAUACAUACUCUUAAGAAAUAUUUCUUUCUUUAAAUGAACUAAAAGAAACUGUUUUGAUGUUGUGUAUGAUUUAAUGCACAGUGCUUUGAUUCUCACAAGUAAAUGUAUUUCUUGGUAGUACAUAAUAAAGAUCAAAUAAGUUUUAAUA
This is a messenger RNA of Rhinichthys klamathensis goyatoka, 1288 nucleotides long. RefSeq names its product syntaxin 12, like (gene stx12l). The transcript has 11 exons. Lineage: Eukaryota; Metazoa; Chordata; Actinopteri; Cypriniformes; Leuciscidae. Gene Ontology annotation, molecular function: SNARE binding; SNAP receptor activity. Gene Ontology annotation, biological process: intracellular protein transport; vesicle fusion; vesicle-mediated transport. The record is from RefSeq and is a predicted model, not a curated record. Gene Ontology annotation, cellular component: synaptic vesicle membrane; postsynaptic recycling endosome; synaptic vesicle. Bases 97 to 894 code for a protein of 265 amino acids.